AAAGGGAAAGCAAAGAACAGAACACUUUAGAGCAAGAACAAGACACCAGAUUGUUAACCCAGUUACACCCGUUAAAUAGGGUGUUAGUCUGGGCCGGGAACUGUCUCCCGGAAUCCACUAGAUCAAAGGUUACAAGAGAGUAUCAGACACCCCACAAGCCCCUUACAAAGCUUCUCUCGGAAUCACUCUCUACCCACUUCCCAAGAACAAAGAUACAAGUUUAUGCUGUGUAUUUUGUUCUAACUUCUUGUCUUACUUUAUCUCUAUGCAAUGUACCUAUUUAUAUGAAAAGACUUGAUGACCUAGUUGCUUCUGUGAUGCCGUUUUGAUUCCAUCACAAGCACGCUCCAUGUACGGAACCAGGCUGUCUACUCUCUCUUAUCUUCUUGUUCAGUACCCGACAAACAGCAGUUUGCUUUUGCUUUUAUGAGCUGCGGCAAACGGCUAGUCUUUGUGGUCCUGCAAAGAGAAACUCACGUGGUCUUGUCCAAGAUACAUUGAUACUUCUUCUUCACGUCUUCUUCUUCUUCUAUCUUCUUCAUGAUUUUCUUUACUAAGUCUCAACAAGAGAAAUGGAGUUGAAGCUGUACAACACGUACACGCAGCAGAAGGAAGUGUUCAGACCGAUCAAUCCCGGGAAAGUCGGAUUGUACGUCUGUGGAAUCACAGCUUACGAUUUCAGCCACAUCGGCCAUGCUCGCGCUGCCGUUCCCUUCGACGUUCUCUACAGAUUCUUGAUGUAUUUGGGUUAUGAAGUUACUUACGUCAGAAAUUUCACAGAUGUUGAUAACAAGAUAAUCGAACGUGCUAAGAAGAAUGGAGAGAAACCGUUAGAGUUGAGUAAUCGCUUUUGCCACGAGUAUUUGGUUGAUAUGGGUGCUCUUCAGUGCCUCCUUCCCACCCACCAGCCUCGUGUCAGCGACCAUAUGGAUCACAUUAUUAAUAUGAUUCAAAAGAUCAUUGAGAAUGGUUGCGGGUAUGCUGUGGAAGGGGGCGAUGUGUUCUUCUCUGUCGACAAAUCACAAAACUAUGGUAAGUUGUCUGGUCAGCUGCUGGAACAUACACGGGCUGGUGAGCGAGUUGCGGUUGAUUCGAGGAAGCGUAACCCUGCUGAUUUUGCCUUAUGGAAGGCUGUAAAACCUGAUGAGCCGAGCUGGGAGAGCCCAUGGGGUCCAGGAAGACCGGGAUGGCACAUCGAGUGCAGUGCCAUGAGUGCUCACUAUCUAUCCCCGAGAUUUGACAUUCAUGGUGGUGGUGCUGAUUUGAUAUUCCCACACCAUGAAAAUGAGCUUGCUCAGACAUGUGCUGCAUGUGGUGAGCAUGGUGGUGUUAAUUACUGGCUGCAUAAUGGCCAUCUCACUAUCAAUAACGAGAAGAUGUCAAAAUCAAAGGGCGACUUCAAACCAAUCAGAGAAGUGACAGAACGUUACCAUCCAUUGGCUCUGAGGCACUUUUUGAUAAGUGUACACUACCGGUCUCCUCUGAGCUACUCAGCGUCAAAGCUAGACAGUUCCUCAGAACUUUUGUAUUAUGUUUAUCAGACAUUGCAAGAUCUUGAUGACGCUCUCUUGCCAUAUCGAGAGGCAAUGUCUGAAGAAGCUGAACCGACUUCAGAAGCCAAAGACAUCAUUAUCAAACUCAAAAGUGAGUUUGAUAAAAAGAUGUCAGACGAUUUGAAUACUCCCCAUAUACUAACGGGUUAUUACCAAGUUGCAUUGAAAUUCAUCAACGAUUCCAUCGGCAAGCUCGAGAAAAUGCAGGAGAAACAGAGGAUGUCACUGCUUGUGUCACUUGUUGAGAUCGAGAGAGGAGCCAGGAAAGUUCUUGAAGUGCUUGGUUUGCUCACUACCCUGAGCUAUGCCGAGAUUCUGAAAGAGAUGAAACAAAAAACACUCACAAGAGCAGGAUUGAGCGAAGACGACCUUUCACAACUAAUUCAAGAAAGGAUAAUGGCGCGGAAGAAGAAAGAGUUUGAGAAAAGUGAUGUGAUUAGAGCAGAACUGGCAGCUAAAGGAAUAGCUUUAAUGGAUGUUGUCGGCAAAGAAACUGUGUGGAGGCCAUGCUUACCUUCUCAGGCUACUAAUUCCAGCGACUAAGCAAAAGAACAAUUUUUCAUCUCUCCACAUUCUUCUUCUUGUUUAAUAUUCUCUCUCCUUUUUUUUGGACAAAUUUAAUAUUCUAUCUUUAUUACUCUUUGUUUGCAUCUGAAUUUUCACAAUGACAAUUGUAUAUCAAUUGUAACUGUAUAUGUUACUUUGGAUAUUUGCUCUAGCGCCGAACAUGAUUUUUAGAUUGUUCACAAAUGACAAGUAUAUUAUCUAUGUGAUUUCGGUUUUCCGAAACUGAACCAAAUUUUUGAUUUUCUGUUAACGAAAAAAACUAAAAAUAAUUCAGAGAUUAACCGACAACUCUUUUGGUUUGGUUCGGUUAUCGGUUGAAACCGAGAUUAACCGAAAUCUGUUUUUUUUUAAAUUGAAAAUACGGUUUAAAUCGGGUAUUUUCGAUUGAAUUCGGUUCUAUUAGUUAAGUUUAAUUGAUUAUGGUUAACAUCGGUCCAAUUUCAACAUAAAUCGGUUUAGUUUUGGUAUAAUAAUUCGGAUCCAAACUGAAAAGCCCAAAUAAACAGAAAAUAGGCUUAAACACGUUUUUGUGAACGGGAAAAAAGGAAACAGACUGAUUACAUCUGAAUCACGACGGAUUACUCCAGAUCCUCCGAUGAAGCUUCCGCGAACAACGACGACGACGGGAGAGUUAUUCUGGGGAUACUUCUUCGUGACAAUUGGUUCCGUCUCCUUCUUCGGAUUCGUCUUCGCAAUCAUCGCUUCGACUUUGUUUCCGCUCUCUCAAAAUCCGUUAAACCAAGGUCUGAAGAAUGAUAGGUACUACUACUGCUUCUUGGUCCCCUUGACUAUACCAGUUAUAACGGUUGCCGUCUACUUUCAUUGGCUAAGCAUGAAGCUCUUCAAGCACGCCUGAUAUACAUCCCAUUAGGAUUUGUGAUUUUUAAUUUCACUCUCUCGCCUGAUAUAUGCAUUCUUCUAGAGUGUUUUGAUGUAUUCAGAUGAAAUUAGAUUGUUCAAUUUCUUGGGUGAUUACUACAAAAUUAGGGCUUGUGCAAUCCAUUUGAUGAUAAAUAUGCAAGAGGGAACGUUUUGAAUUAAA
Molecule: messenger RNA, 3162 nt
Organism: Brassica napus (rape)
Lineage: Eukaryota; Viridiplantae; Streptophyta; Magnoliopsida; Brassicales; Brassicaceae
Product: cysteine--tRNA ligase 2, cytoplasmic-like
Exons: 7
Coding region: 573-2096 (507 amino acids)
Biological process (GO): cysteinyl-tRNA aminoacylation
Cellular component (GO): cytoplasm
Molecular function (GO): ATP binding; cysteine-tRNA ligase activity
Source: RefSeq, a predicted model, not a curated record